AUGGCGGAUUUGGAAAGAUCAUCUGUUGAACGUCCGGUUUACGGACCACGAAUGGUUAUAAUAAGUGAAAUGGAAGAAAGUUCAGAAGAAUCAAGAAUGUUUACGUCCGAAGAAGAUGAAGCUUGUUUUGCUGAAGAACACAUGAGAAUAACAGAUGUACCUUCUGAAUAUUGGCACAUACAAAAACUUAUCAAAUAUAUGAAAGCGGGCAAUCAAACUGCAACAAUUGUUAGUCUUGCUUGUUUAAAAGAUCAUGAUUUAACAACAGAAGUUAAUCAGCUUGCAAUUAAAGAUAUUGGAGGAUUAGAAGUGUUAACAAAUUUAUUAGAAACGGAUGAUUUAAAAUGCAAAUUGGGGGCAUUAUACAUUCUUAAAGAACUUACAACAACUUAUGAUGUAAGAAAAACUUUUACUGAUCUUGGAGGAGUUCCUUUACUGUUGGAUAUUUUAUCAGAUCAGGCUAGAGAUUUACAAACAUUAGCUUCAGAAACUUUAGCUAAUGUUGCUAGAAUCAGAAAAGCUCGAAUGAUAGUUAGAAAAUCAGGAGGUUUACCAAAAAUUGUAGAUUUAUUAGAUGUUAGUCAAACAGCAUUAACGACACCCUGGAAUCAAUUAAGUAUAGAUGACAAAGAAUUGGUUCAAGUUGCUAAAGGAGCAGCCAAAGCAUUAUGGUCACUUUCUAAAUCUAAAAGAAAUCGAGAGGCAAUGAGAAAAGCUGGCAUCGUACGAUUACUUGCAAGAGUCCUUAAAUCCUGUCAUUCGGAAGUGAUAGUACCAAUUAUGGGAACGAUUCAACAAUGCGCUAAUGAAGCGAGCUACCAACUAGCAAUACAAACUGAAGGAAUGAUUGGACAAUUGGUGAGACAUUUGUCAGCAGAAUCCGUUGAAUUAAAAACUCAUUGUGCAUCUGCUAUUUAUAAAUGUGCAGAAGAUGAAACAACAAGACAAUUAGUACGUCAACACGGAGGUUUAGAUCCAUUAAUUUCUUUAGCGAGAGAUUUUGAAUUACGAUCGAACAAAAAUCUUUUGGCGGCCGUUACUGGUGCCAUAUGGAAAUGCGCAAUUUCCCGGGAAAAUAUAAAACGUCUCGAUGAACUUUUUACCGUUAGAAUAUUAGUACAACUUUUGGAAAACGAAAACGAAGAAGUUUUAAUUAACGUCGUCGGAGGUUUGGCUGAGUGUUGUAAAACACAAGAAAAUAGAGAAGCUUUGAGGAAAGCAGGAGGAAUUCCAUCCUUAAUUCAAUUGUUGAGUUGGACCAACCAACCUUUGUUGGAAAAUGUAGCUAAAGUAUUAGGAGAAUGCGCUAAUGAUACAGAAUCCAUGGAACUGAUUGAAGAACUUGAUGGAGUUCGCUUAGUUUGGUCUCUUCUUAAAAAUCCCUCACCAAAAGUUCAGGCAAACGCUGCUUGGGCUUUACGACCGAUGAUUGAAAAUGCUAAAGAUUCAGGAGAAAUGGUUAGAAGUUUUGUAGGCGCGUUGGAAUUGAUUGUAAGUCUCCUAAAAUCAAAAGAUAAUAAUGUAUUAGCUUGUGUAUGUGCUGCCAUUGCAAAAGUUGCUGAAGACAAAGAAAAUUUGGCAGUAAUAACUGACCACGGAGUAGUUCCCAUGCUUUGUAAUUUGGUUCCCACGACUGAUGAUCACUUAAGAGAACAUUUAGCAUCAGCUAUAGCCAGUUGCUGCGGUUCGGGUAGUAAUGCUUUUGAAUUUGGAAAAUUAGGUACGCUUCCAACUCUUGUACUUUACAUGGCCGGAUCUAAUAAAGCUGUUCAUCGAUCUACAGCAAGAGCUCUUCAUAUGCUUUCAACCGAUCCUUACAACUGUAUAACACUACAUCAAACUGGUGUCGUUGGAUAUUUAUUAGAAACAAUCGGAUCACGAGAUGAAGAACUUCAAGCAUCAUCAGCCGGUUGUUUGAGCAACAUUCGACGACUGGCACUUUCUGCUGAAAAAUUUAAAUUAACUUAUGAUAAAUGUGUAGAAUAA
Pediculus humanus corporis (human body louse) is the source of this 1986-nucleotide messenger RNA. Its product is annotated as Armadillo repeat-containing protein, putative. The record is from RefSeq and is a predicted model, not a curated record. Gene Ontology annotation, cellular component: vacuolar proton-transporting V-type ATPase, V1 domain. Lineage: Eukaryota; Metazoa; Arthropoda; Insecta; Psocodea; Pediculidae. The coding region runs from base 1 to 1986 and encodes 661 amino acids. The transcript is spliced from 10 exons. Gene Ontology annotation, molecular function: protein binding; proton-transporting ATPase activity, rotational mechanism. Gene Ontology annotation, biological process: proton transmembrane transport.